This is a messenger RNA of Phragmites australis (common reed), 1686 nucleotides long. Its product is annotated as probable methyltransferase At1g29790. The coding region runs from base 165 to 1319 and encodes 384 amino acids. The transcript has a single exon. The record is from RefSeq and is a predicted model, not a curated record. Lineage: Eukaryota; Viridiplantae; Streptophyta; Magnoliopsida; Poales; Poaceae.
AUCAAAUGCCCCCUCUCCCACUCCAUUAAGCAAGCAAGCAAAAGCUCAGCAAAAACCAAGAUCCCACCCGCCGCGCCUGCAAAACCCCUGACCUUUCUCGAGUCUCGCGGCCGCCGUUUCCAUCCCUCUCCGCCCGCCCGCGCGCGCGGCCGUGGCGCCGUGCGAUGGGUUCGGUGUCCCUGAACAUGGCGAGCUCCCGGCGCGGCGGGCGGCGCCUGUCGUGCCUCUGCUCCCCGGCGUUGCUCAACCUCCUCGUGCUCCUCUCGCUCCUCUCCACCAACCUCCUCGCCCUCCUCGCCUUCCUCUCCCCUCGCUCCCUCCCCGGCCCCACCACCACCGCCCCCUCCAACCUCUCCGCCGCCUCCUACGCCAUCUCCGCGCAGGUCGCCGCCAUCGCGCGGGAGAUCGACUCCUCCCGCCUCGUCCCGCACCGCCAGGCCGACGGCAGCCUGACCCCGGAGCUACUCCUCUUCCUCUCCCCGCACGCGCUCCCGCUCGGCCGCGACGCGCGCACGGGGCUCACCCACAUGCCGGCCUCCGUCGCGCACGCCUGCUUCCGCUCCCCCUCCACGCUCGCGAUGCUCGCGGCCUUCACGUCCUACGCGCCGCACGCCGCGUGCCCGCGCAACGCCACCCUCCCGCACCGCCUCGUCUCCAAGGGCUGCGAGCCGCUGCCCCGCCGCCGCUGCCUCUCCCGGGGGCCCCGCGCACCGCUCCCGGCCUCCAACAUGGGCCUCGACAACCGCCGCUGGGUGAAGCCGCGCCACGACCACGAGUUCCUCAUCGACGACGUGCUGCGGCUCAGCAGCGCAUCUAGUAAGAUCCGGAUCGGCUUCGACGUCGCCGGCGGCGCCGCCAAUUUCGCCGCCAGGAUGAGGGAGCGCGGGGUGACCAUAGUCACCUCGAUGCUCGACAACGCCGGGAAGCCCAUGAACGAGUUCGUGGCGGCGAGGGGGCUGUUCCCGCUGCUGCUUUCGCCCGCGCACCGGUUCCCGUUCUACGACGGGGUGUUCGACCUCGUGCACGUCGGGACCACCGCAUUGGAUGAAGGCGGGGCGCCGGCGCUGGGGCAAGCGGGGACGGAGGAGGCGCUGGAAUUCUUCAUGUUUGAUGUCGACCGGGUGCUGCGCGUCGGUGGGCUGCUCUGGAUUGACAGUUAUAUGUGCCACAGCGAGCAACGGAGGCAGCUGGUUGUGAGGCUCAUUUUGAGGUUCGGUUACAAGAAGCUCAAAUGGGUGGUAGGAGAGAAGGCCGGCACAGGGAGCGCAAAGGCAGCAUUGUACCUCUCCGCAGUGCUGCAGAAACCGGCGCGGAGUUGAAAUUGAAAGGAUGGAUGGUUUGCUUUGUUCUUGAUCCGAGGUGCGAAUGUACCCUUCAAUUAUUUGGUAGUUCAGGUAUUUGACACGAGAAAUGGGCAUGUGGUUUAGGUUUCACGAAUUAGCUUGAUUCUAUUGUUUGUUCAGUGAUAAUAACUUAAAAUAAGUGAAGAGGGUACAAUAUAUUUCACUUUUUGUUAUCUUGUAAUAGGCUGCUGUUAAGUUGGAAAUGGAAACAUAUGAUGUAGAAUUUGUAACUCAACUGGGGGGGCUCCAAAGUGAGCGUCCAAUGAUGUGCAAUUCUCAAUUUAAGGAGAAAAGGGAAGUAAAGGAUGUUCUUCGAGCUAUCUAUUUACUUUGUUCGUCUGAA